Molecule: messenger RNA, 1738 nt
Organism: Penicillium crustosum
Lineage: Eukaryota; Fungi; Ascomycota; Eurotiomycetes; Eurotiales; Aspergillaceae
Product: Phosphatidic acid phosphatase type 2/haloperoxidase
Exons: 5
Coding region: 164-1738 (524 amino acids)
Cellular component (GO): endoplasmic reticulum membrane
Molecular function (GO): sphingosine-1-phosphate phosphatase activity
Source: RefSeq, a predicted model, not a curated record
CGUGUUUCUCCAUUAUAUCAUUUGCUUCAAUCCAACUUCAUUUCGCUCCUUAUGUUCUAAACCUCUAUAUCCCUAAACCCUUCAAACGGACCGGCAGGCAGCAGCCUGUCCAUCUAUGGGAUCCAUCCGAUUGCGACACUGUCUGGAUCGAUAACACUACAUCAUGGGUAGCAAAAAGGACCAGCCCGAUGCUGGACUGAAGAGUCUGAAUCACUAUUCAAAUCGAUUACCCCUCUGGCGGUACUGGCCGCGACAAAAGCUCAUCCCAUUGAUCCGAUAUGAGACGCCAUAUUUGGCUUGGGUGCAGGAGAAAGUCCGCACGCCAACUCUCGACUCGUAUUUCGCAUUCACGGCUAACCUCGGCACCCAUACCUUCUUCAUGGUCUUUUUGCCCUUCCUCUUCUGGUGUGGUUCUCCCAGUAUGGGUCGUGGGUACAUUGGUGCACAUCUUAGCAUCGGGCGUCUUUUGGAGCGGCUUCCUCAAGGACCUGCUCUGCCUUCCUCGGCCUCUCUCUCCCCUCCACUUCAGCGAAUCACCAUGUCCGGCUCUGCAGCACUGGAAUAUGGAUUCCCUUCUACACACUCAACUAAUGCUGUCUCAGUUGCGGUCUAUGCUUUGGCCCUGCUUGGCUCACCAGAAUCAACUCUCAGCGCGCAGGUCACCCUCUUACUCCAAGCCAUCACCUAUAUCUACGUCGUGUCCAUUGUAUUGGGUCGACUGUAUUGCGGAAUGCAUGGGAUGCUGGACUGUACUGUUGGAUGUGCUAUGGGUGCGGCUAUUGGCCUCGUACAAUUUUAUUAUGGGCCUGCCUUUGAGGAAUUCAUUUUAUCCGCUUCAUUGAUGGAGAUUUCCAUGCUGGGGCUUCUGAUUAUAUUCCUCGUCCGCGUCCAUCCAGAGCCGGCGGAUGAUUGCCCGUGCUUCGACGAUAGUGUUGCAUUCGCAGGAGUUAUGCUAGGCGUGGAUUUGUCUUCAUGGCACUUCGCCGAUAUCUGGGUCGGUUAUCCUUCUGGAUCAAUUCCCUACGACCUCGAGACCGUGGGCUGGAUUAAGACUGUUGUUCGUCUGGUCGUGGGCGUUUUGUGCGUGUUUGCUUGGAGAACUGUAACCAAACCCGCGCUGUUGCGCAUUCUACCACCUAUCUUCCGGACCCUGGAGAAGCUCGGUCUUUUGCUCCCCCGACGUUUCUUCACCACCGCAUCUGAAUACACCACCAUUCCCUAUAACCUAAAGGAUCACGACGUUCUUCCGAAUUUCUCUGACAUCCCAGACAUCAUUACCACAAUGCGCCAUCCUCGCCGCCGAGCCGUUUCAAUUGGUCCCCAGUCAGAGGCUGAUGCGUAUGAGACCCUGGCGUACCGGGAAAAGCGUCGACGCGAGAGUCAGUCUGGAAGCAAUCGUCCUUCCCCAGUCGCAGAGGAUCAACUCAAGCCCAAUGGAACGCCCGUGGGGCCAAGAAAGAUGGCAUCACUGGACGAUUACGAAGGCAUGAUGGGAAGAGGCAGCCCCAGUUUAUCUGCGGCGGAUGUGAAUUCUGACAUGCCGACAACACCUUUCCCUUCGAUAGAUUUCGAGGUUGGGGAGAGGGAGGAAAAAGAAGUGUUCUCCCAAAUCAAGAAGCCCCGUGUGCGGUAUGACGUGGAGGUAAUAACGAAAUUGGUUGUAUAUGCGGGUAUUCCAUGGGUGGUCAUCGAAGUCGCACCCUUGUUAUUCGACGUAAUCGGGCUUGGAAACCGAUAA